AUGUCGCUGAGGCUUGCCCAGCACACCCAUGGGGCCACCGAUACACUGGCGAAGAGCAGUCGGAUUCCUAUCAUGAAACGCAGGUCAGCGAUGGUGGCUCCCAAGCUGGGGCUUCGUACCCGCAUCGCCCUGGGAGACAUCGGCAACUGCACCUCUGGGCCAAAGACACAGGCUGCUGCCAAAGUGAUGUCUCCAGUCCCCAUGGAGGUAUCUGAAUGUUCCCCAUCAGAUGAUGUGCUAUGUCAGGCUUUUUCUGAUGUCUUGCUUGAUGUGGAAGAUGUAGAUGCGGAAGAUGCUUCUGACCCAAGCCUCUGCAGCAGCUAUGUGAAGGACAUCUACAAGUAUCUGAGACAGCUUGAGCAAAAAAACCCCGUCACACCCCAAUACCUGGAUGGCCAGAAAAUCAAUGGGAACAUGCGUGCCACGCUAAUGGACUGGCUUGUGCAAGUACAGUUAAAAUUCAGACUCCAGCAGGAGACCUUGUACCUGGCAGUUGCUGUCACUGAUCGCUUCCUGCAGGACAAUCCUGUUUCCAAGAAGAUGUUGCAGCUGGUUGGUACUACGGCUAUAUUCAUUGCCAGCAAAUACGAAGAGAUGUUUCCCCCGCAUAUUGGAGACUUUACCUAUAUAACUGAUUACACUUAUACGAAGCUAGAAAUCUGCCAGAUGGAGGUGAAGAUCCUGCAAGCCCUGGACUUUGGUCUGAGCUUUCCUCUCCCUCCGCACUUCCUAAGAAGGAUUUCAAAGGUUUCGGAGAUGGACUUCCAACAGCACUGUCUGGCUAAGUACCUAAUGGAGUUGUCCAUUUUGGACUAUGAUAUGGUUCACCUCCUUCCAUCCAAGAUUGCAGCCGCUGCUUGCUGUUUGGCUCUGCAACUCACUGGAUAUGAGUGGACACCAACUCUGCAAUCCUGCAUGUCUUACACUGAGAGCGACCUUCUACCAGUUAUGCGGCAUAUAGCAAAGAAUGUAAUCCUUGUGAAUAAGGGUGUUAUCAUGCAGAUGGCAAUCAAGGACAAAUAUGCCAGCAGCAGCAAUGGCAAGAUAAGCACCAUUGGACAGCUGAACUCUUCUUGCUUGUGGGAUCUAGCUCAGCCUCUGAUUAAGUAG
This is a messenger RNA of Haliaeetus leucocephalus (bald eagle), 1110 nucleotides long. It is a transcript of the gene CCNB1, whose product is annotated as cyclin B1. Gene Ontology annotation, cellular component: mitochondrial matrix; cyclin B1-CDK1 complex; cytoplasm. Gene Ontology annotation, biological process: regulation of cyclin-dependent protein serine/threonine kinase activity; mitotic cell cycle phase transition; mitotic metaphase chromosome alignment. The record is from RefSeq and is a predicted model, not a curated record. Bases 1 to 1110 code for a protein of 369 amino acids. Gene Ontology annotation, molecular function: cyclin-dependent protein serine/threonine kinase regulator activity. The transcript has 8 exons. Lineage: Eukaryota; Metazoa; Chordata; Aves; Accipitriformes; Accipitridae.